AUGACGUCGUUUGAGGCCUUGUAUGGGCGAAGGUGUAGAACCCCGUUAUGUUGGUAUGAGACUGGAGAGGCAUCCCUGUGUUCGCUGGAUAUGAUCCAAAGGCAGAAUGAGCAAAUCAAAAUGAUCAAGGAGAAAAUGAAGGUUGCCCAGGAUCGACAAAAGAGUUAUUAUGAUAGGAGGCGAAAGCCGUUGGAGUUUCAGGUGGGAGAUCAUGUGUUUCUAAAGGUCUCACAUGUGACUAGAGUUGUGCUGAGUAGAAUUGGUCCUGCAGCUUAUCGGAUUGCGUUGCCUCCGAACCUCUCGAAUCUACAUCCGGUGUUCCAUGUGUCACAACUUAGACAAUAUGUGCCGGAUCCUUCCCAUGUGACUGAUCUUAACCCGGUUCAAGUGAGAGAAGACUUGUCAUAUGACGUGUACCCAGUGAGAAUUGCUGAUCACCACGUUAAACAGCUGAGGGGUAAAGAGAUCUCAUUAGUGAAGGUAAUAUGGAGCUCAAGUGAUGAGGGCGAUGCCACAUGGGAAACAGAGAGUAGAAUGAGGGAAUUGUAUCUGGGGUUGUUUUCGUAA
Messenger RNA from Abrus precatorius (Indian licorice), 567 nucleotides. RefSeq lists its product as uncharacterized. The coding region runs from base 1 to 567 and encodes 188 amino acids. The transcript has 2 exons. Lineage: Eukaryota; Viridiplantae; Streptophyta; Magnoliopsida; Fabales; Fabaceae. The record is from RefSeq and is a predicted model, not a curated record.